UUCACAGUACCUUUUGGCUGGCACACUGCUGUGACACGACACAGGAAGCUGAAAUAGUGAAUAUCCAAUGAUAUACAUAAUUCUGAAUAUCCCGUCCCUCAUUGGCUAUCCGCUGAGAACCAGAACGGGUGGCUCUCCGCAAGCUUGUGGUGCUGAAAUCUUGACUUGCUAUGAUAACGAUGUAAUGGCAAUGAGACAUUUCACUGUGGAACCCAAUAAACACCACCAAAAUGGACGAUGAUUUGUUCCAGUUAAGACAACUCCCCGUGGUCAAGUUCCGUCGCACGGGUGAGAGCACACGCUCUGAGGAUGACUGCUUGGGGAGAGACCAGGAAGUCCAGAUCGAUGGGAGGCAGGCUUACAUGGAGUCUGUGGCACUUCACGAUGGCGCACUAGUACCCCGGGAGUUUGCCAACCCAACUGAUGACACUUUCAUGGUGGAGGAUGCUGUGGAGGCCAUUGGUUUUGGGAAGUUCCAGUGGAAACUCUCCAUCCUCACUGGUCUGUCCUGGAUGGCUGAUGCUAUGGAGAUGAUGAUUCUAAGCAUCCUGGCACCACAGCUUCACUGUGAAUGGAGGCUUCCAAGCCUGUGGGUGGCGCUACUCACCUCGGCGGUGUUCAUUGGAAUGAUGAUCAGCUCUUCCAUUUGGGGGAACAUAUCCGAUAAGUAUGGCAGAAAAACAGGUCUGAAGAUGAGUGUGGCGUGGACCAUGUUCUACGGUGUACUGAGCGCCUUUGCCCCCGUCUAUGGCUGGAUCCUCUUCCUCCGUGCCCUGGUGGGAUUCGGCAUCGGAGGAGCCCCACAGUCGGUGACACUGUAUGCAGAGUUUCUCCCCAUGAGGUCCAGAGCCACCUGCAUCUUGCUAAUCGAGAUAUUCUGGGCGCUGGGCACUGUGUUUGAGGUGCUGCUGGCCAUCCUGGUGAUGCCCACUCUGGGCUGGCGCUGGCUGCUCGGCCUCUCCACCAUUCCGCUCUUCAUCUUCGCUAUCCUCUCUUUUUGGCUGCCAGAGAGUGCACGCUAUGACGUGUUGACAGGGAACCAGGAGAAAGCUCUGACUACCCUGAAGCGCAUCGCCAAGGAGAACGGAGUCCCCAUGCCCCUGGGAAAACUAAUUGCUGCCAGACAGGAGGACCGUGGGAAGUUCCAGGAUCUUUUCUCACCGCAUUUUCGCUGGACCACAAUUCUGCUGUGGUUUAUUUGGUUCUCUAAUGCAUUCGCCUACUAUGGCCUGGUCCUGCUCACCACUGAGCUCUUCCAGGAGGGGGGCGCCUGUGGGGAGUCAAAAGGUAGUAAGAGGGAGCCCAGGUGUAGCCUGGAGUGUAAAUACCUGACCUCAGACGACUACAAGGAUCUGCUGUGGACCACCCUGUCUGAAUUCCCAGGCUUGCUGGUGACUCUGUGGGCCAUCGAUCGGCUGGGAAGGAGAAAGACCAUGGCACUGUGCUUCUUCGUCUUCUCUCUCUGCCUUGUGCCACUCUACGCUUGUGUAGGGAGGACCUGGCUGACAGUAUUGAUAUUCAUCGCCAGGGCCUUCAUCGCAGGAGGUUUCCAGGCUGCUUAUGUCUACACCCCUGAGGUAUAUCCAACAGCAACCAGAGCGUUAGGUCUGGGCACUAGUAGUGGAAUGGCUAGAGUGGGAGCCCUCAUCACACCCUUCGUUGCACAGGUGAUGUUGGAGUCUUCUGUGUACCUGACUCUGUCAGUGUACAGCAUCUGCUGCCUGCUGGCUGCCAUCGCCUCCUGUGCUCUGCCCAUUGAGACCACUGGCCGGGGCCUCCAGGAGUCCAGCCACCGUGAGUGGGGCCAGGAAAUGAUGGGCCGGGCCCCUGCCAACAGCUCUGGGGGCAUCCCACACUCCGACUCUGGGUCCCAGGAGGACGGAGCACAUGCAAGAGGGUGGUGAAGGAGGGACGCUGGAGUGGAAGAAAGAGGCAAUGAAGGAGAAGGAAGCUAGGCAAGCAGCCCUUGUCCAUUCUCAGCUCAAAUGUGUCAUUACUGGUUUGUAUAUAGGCACCACAGUGACUUGAGAGAGAGCCUGCCACCAAAAUGUUAUUCAAAAACAUUUCUCUCUCAUUUGAAUCUUCUGUCAAUCUGUCAACCACUACCACUGUCAUGAUUUUUGCCAAUGUAGGAUAACCACACUCUGAGUGAGACAGAGCUCAAUCGAUUAUCCUGAGUAUACACUGGGUGGUAGCAGGGAGAGAAACUGUUCAGGGUGGGUUUGUCAUUCUAUAUCUCAGUAUUUGAAUUUCAUAUUAUGAGGGAGAAGAACAGCGAGAUUUAUAGUAACAGUGAGAGUGAUAGUGAAAGAGAGUGAUAGAGGAGAUUGCUUUGUUGCAUUGUUUCUAUUAACCUGUUUCUUUUAAGAGAGCCUUAAAACAAUGGUUCUACUCAGGUCCUACCACUCAGUUUUGGAUAAGGGACACAUUGAGGGCUUUUGACAGAGAUGUGACGUCAAGGGCCCCAAAAAAUCCAUUAUAUUUUGCAAAGCUAUAAUGAAAACAAUGACAUGUAAUGAAUUGCUAUCUAAUGAUACAAUAAUUACCCAUUCAACAUAAUCAAAUCUGUGCAUCUGGGGUUGUUUGCAGAUUCGCAUCACCACGUUAACCAUCCGACAUGAUGCACUUCAUAGAGGUGUGAAGUCACAAAUCUCAGUUACGCUUCAGUUUAGACACUUAUAUACUGAAUAAAAAUAUAAACGCAACAUGUAAAGUGUUGGUUUCAUGAGCUGAAAUAAAAUAUCCCAGAAAUGUUCCAAAUGCACAAAAAGCUCAUUUCUCUCAAAUUUUGUCCACAAAUUUGUUUACAUCCCUGUUGACAUCUGGCUUCUUCACCUGCGGGAUCGUCUGAGACCAGCCACUCGGACAGCUGAUGAAACUGUGGGUUUGCACAACCAAAUAAUUUAUGCACAAACUGUCAGAAACCGUCUCGAUGAAUCUCAUAUGCGUGCUCAUCGUCUUGACCUGAGUGCAGUUUGGCAUCGUAACUGACUUCAGUGGGCACAUGUUCACCUUCAAUGGCCACUGGCACGCUGGUGAAGUCUACUCUUCACGGAUGAAUCCCGGGUUCAACUGUACCGGGCAGAUGGCACCGUGUGUGCGAGCGGUUUGCUGAUGUCAACAUUGUGAACAGAGUGCCCCAUGAUGGCGGUGGGGUUAUAGUAUGGGCACUCAUAUGCUACGAACAACCAACACAAUUGAAUUUUAUCAAUGGCAAUUUGAAUGCAAAGAGAUAGCGUGACGAGAUCCUGAGGCCCAUUAUCGUGCCAUUCAUCCGCCGCCAUAACCUCAUGUUUCAGCAUGAUAACGCACAUCCCCAUGUCGCAAGGAUCUGAUCACACCAAAUACUGACUGUUUUUCUGAUCAAUGCCCCAACCUUUUUUAAGGUAUCUGUGACCAACAAAUACAUAUCUGUAUCCCCAGUCAUGUGAAAUCCUUAGAUUAGGGCCUAAUGCAUUUAUUUAAAUUAACUGAUUUCCAUAUAUUAACUGUAACUCAGUAAAAUCUUUGACAUUUUCAGUGUAAAUGAGGCAAUCAAAAUAAUUACGUAAAGUCUCUGUGCAGCUGGCAUAAGCAUUCAUUACCACUCAUAUUCUAGACCUGUCUUGAGAAGGUCGUAAUGUUAUUUAUCACGAUGACUAUAUUUUUUGUAAAUAAGGAAAAUUGCAUAUGAGUACUGAUGAACGUUCAUGCCAGGGUUCAUGCCAGGUGUUAUAAUGCUCAUAUAUGCAUUUUGAGGGUUUUAUGUAUAUGCCAUGAAACUGAAGUGCAACUGAAAUAUUUGAACUGUACUAUACUUGAUACUGUCACCUCUUAACGUAGUCACCCAAAGUUGUCAGUCUCGUACAGUAGUAAUUACACUACAUGGGUGAAAUCAUUCAAAGCAAACAUAAUCACAUGGUUUUUCAGGGUACACC
Oncorhynchus kisutch (coho salmon) is the source of this 3917-nucleotide messenger RNA. Its product is annotated as synaptic vesicle 2-related protein-like. Gene Ontology annotation, molecular function: transmembrane transporter activity. Gene Ontology annotation, biological process: transmembrane transport. The record is from RefSeq and is a predicted model, not a curated record. The transcript is spliced from 16 exons. Gene Ontology annotation, cellular component: membrane. Bases 231 to 1904 code for a protein of 557 amino acids. Lineage: Eukaryota; Metazoa; Chordata; Actinopteri; Salmoniformes; Salmonidae.